Messenger RNA from Suillus bovinus, 1120 nucleotides. RefSeq lists its product as uncharacterized. The transcript is spliced from 6 exons. The record is from RefSeq and is a predicted model, not a curated record. NCBI's taxonomy places the organism in Eukaryota, Fungi, Basidiomycota, Agaricomycetes, Boletales, Suillaceae. Bases 199 to 999 code for a protein of 266 amino acids.
UAGGGCUGUGUUGCGCACAGCCAGUAGACUCAUCGAUGGCUUCCUGAUGGUCAUUUCGGUCAAGUACCUCAACCGCCUUCCUGCCCUCCUUCCUUCGCUCUCCACUGACAUCUCACCUAUCCUCUAGUCUCCCCUAGCCAAAUCUUAGACGCAAAAAGAGAAUCACUUAUCCUCUGCUGUCAUUGCCAUCUAACCGAAAUGCCCUUUCCGUUCAAGUUGUUCCAGGUGUUCGCAAAGGUCAUUGCAAUACGUUUGAAGCGCCAUAAAAAUCAAGGAUGGACACAACACAACUCAAUAACCGCCAACCACGAGGGCCAUAGCUCUGUCAUGUGCCCUUGGGGCGCAUCCUCUGCCUGCGAAGCUUCUGACAUCGCUCAGGUAACUUUGUCCUUGGUACAGCCUUUGACACGUUUGCUUGUCGGGACUCCGAUGAACGUGGCUAUUGGCGGAUUAUUGGGAAUCCUUCAACUUAUAAUUAGAUGCGAUCAGAACAAGGCAGCUUUAGAUGACCUAGGAUCGCGACUCCAUCAACUGUGCUGUUACUUGUGGAGUUAUCGGAGAGACCUCUCAGCUAGGAAGUUGCAAGACACCUCAGCCCACCUGGAAAAGUUCCAAAAAUGGCAUCUCGCAUAUGCAUCUGUUACGCAAGCUAUCACCGCAUGCUCAACUGACAUCGACCAUUAUCUGACGCAGUAUUUGGUUGUGUUCUACUCCCUGGUGAUUGCUUGCAUUCACUCAUUACUCUAUGUUUUGCGGAGGCUGGAGGAGCGUCCUCAGAGCACCGAACAGGCCUUCGCGACACCAUCUGCAUCAAUUAUACCCGGAAGCGUCGCGCCUGGCUGCGUGACCCUGGUAGAUGCAGCAGGCCGCCAGCAAACGAUAUCAGUAAACUGGUGCACCUCAUAUCAGCGACUCAAUCAUAUGCUCCGAUUUCUGUUUGAACGCGACGCGAUUGAAGCCCAAAAUCCGAAGACAUUAUAUAGAGAAAGGAAACAUUGAACCAGGCACGAAGAUUGUGAUGAAGGUCUUCGUUGAACAGAAGAUACUAUCACUCUCUGGGGUUGACUAUGAAUGUCAUUUUUGCGGCGCUGUGAAUCGUCUUGGUGUCAAGUCUGUGAAA